CUACGCUGUAGCAGCGCAGCCUCUAAACUAUAAACUUCCGGUGUGAGCGUGCGUUAACCCUUUUCCACCGGUCCGAGUCAACAUGGGUCGAGUCAGGACCAAGACGGUCAAGAAGGCCGCCAGGGUGAUCAUCGAGAAGUACUACACAAGACUGGGCAACGACUUCCACACCAACAAGAGGGUGUGCGAGGAGAUCGCCAUCAUCCCUAGCAAACCUCUGCGUAACAAGAUUGCAGGGUAUGUGACACACCUGAUGAAGCGUAUCCAGCGCGGUCCAGUCAGAGGAAUCUCAAUCAAGCUGCAGGAGGAGGAGAGAGAGAGGAGGGACAACUACGUCCCAGAGAUUUCUGCUCUGGACCAGGAGAUCAUUGAGGUGGAUCCAGACACAAAAGAAAUGCUCAAGAUGUUGGACUUUGGUGGCCUUUCCAAUCUUCAAGUCACUCAGCCGUCCAUCGGGAUGAACUUCAAGACGCCACGAGGACUUUAAAAUCAUGUUUGAUGGCCUCUGAAUAAAGACAGUUGUUAAAAAUGUUCAAUUUAAA
This is a messenger RNA of Maylandia zebra (zebra mbuna), 542 nucleotides long. Its product is annotated as small ribosomal subunit protein eS17. Gene Ontology annotation, cellular component: ribosome. Gene Ontology annotation, biological process: translation. The record is from RefSeq and is a predicted model, not a curated record. Gene Ontology annotation, molecular function: structural constituent of ribosome. Lineage: Eukaryota; Metazoa; Chordata; Actinopteri; Cichliformes; Cichlidae.